GAAUAUCUGAACUACGGAAGACUGUCAGUGCAACAGUGUUUUCAUUUAACUUGAAACAUUGUUCACUUGACCAAAAAAGCUAUUGUGACUUGACGAUAGAGUACAACUUUAGUGCGAUAGACCCACACUGGCACAUGGGUACGUUAACCUUACGUUUACUCAACGUUGCUCAUUGAAUGAUAACACGUUGGAUCUCUCUAGUGCCUUAGUGCAACUUCCAAAGUAGAAACAGACAGAUAUGACAGAAAUGGAAGAAUUGUACAUUCUACAACGGGAAGUGGGCCGAGGGAGCUACGGCGUGGUGUUCGAGGGUCUGGAAAAAGGAGCUGGAGACAGGGUGGCUAUCAAGCGUUUGCCGUGCGUUAACCCCGAAGGCAUUCAGCUGUACCUGCAGGAGCUGUGGGUCAUGAGAACAACGGCCGAGAACCACCCGAACGUCAUUGCCUUGCACAGUUGCCUCGCACAGACAGGACCAAACACGCUUCAGCUACUUAAACCCGGCAGACUACCUCUGGACUUGGUGGAGAGCGCAUUGAAAGGCACCUUGGCCUCGGGUCAAAAGCACAGUACCCAAGGCACAAACCCUCGCUCCCGCAAGAGACCUAUGCAGCCGACAGCCGAGGUCGUACCCCGUCGUUGCUCCGCCCUGUGGUUGGUGAUGGAAUACUGUGAAGGCGGUGAUCUGAACCACUUCAUACUGUCCAGGCCGCCGGACACGGAGCGCAACCACAGCGUGAUCAAACAGCUGAGCAGCGCCUUGACAUUUCUGCAUGGGCUGGGUAUUGUGCACCGCGACCUCAAGCCCGAUAAUGUGUUGGUGCAACUUACUAAAAAGGGCCCCGUCAUUAAGGUGGCAGAUUUUGGCCUCAGUAAAAUGACCGAGCGUCUGUCGGAAGGUGACCAAACUCGGCCGGCGUUCUCCUCCACGUGUGGCUCAGACUUCUACAUGGCCCCGGAGGUGUGGGCUGGGCUCAACUACACAGCUCAGGCGGACAUUUUCUCCAUGGGGGUCCUCUUCUGGGCCGUCCUGGAGAGAAUCACCUUUCUGGAAGAUGGAUGCACACAUGAACAGCUCGGGGCGUAUUUUGUGCGCGGCCGCUGGCUAACUCCCCUGGGUGAGGCGCUGUGCCAGAACCCCGAGCUGCAGCUGGCGAUCCCCAUGAAGGGCAAGCGUGCUCCGCCGCUGCCCCCUCCUCCCAACCCCGCCGCCUGCGCCCUGCUGCGGCACAUGCUGACCUCCGACCCGGACGCCCGGCCCAGCGCCCAGCAGCUGGAGGGGUACCUGCGGAACGCCCUCAAGCAGCACUGAGGCGGCGAUAGCGGCGGCGGCUACGGCGGAUACUCUCACUUACAGCGUAAUGCAGAUGCCGGAGGAAUGACUAGCAGGACAUCACUAUUGGACUCCUUAAUCCUCCUUAAGGAUUAAGUUUAGUCCUAAAAACUAGAGGACGCACUUUUUUUUCAGUGGAGUUCUCUCCAUUAAAUGUUCUCUUAAAAGUCCAGAACACUUAAUCCAUGUACAGGAAACAGAAAAUGUACACCCCCCCCCUUCUUUGCUCACUGACAUCGUGUCAGUGGCUUGUGGUGAGAAAGUGGCUGUACAUAAGGGAUUGACCAAAGGGAUUUCUGCUUGCUUGAAUUGCAACCUCAGACAUAGGCUAUUAAAUGGCAUAUCUGAGGCACUGGAUACUUGAUCUUAAAUGGUAUCUACACUGUAAAUCACCAGUGAUCGUGAUGGGUCCUGGUGAAUUUUUGUAAGAACAUUUGUUGCAUUUGUUGCAAAAUGAGUUAAACCACACAAUUGUUACAUUUGUGUUUUAAUGAGCUUGGAUGUAUUUAUUGAAGAAUGGAUAAAAACAGGUUGUGUAUGUACAA
Sardina pilchardus (European sardine) is the source of this 1875-nucleotide messenger RNA. RefSeq names its product Serine/threonine-protein kinase pdik1l-B-like. Gene Ontology annotation, biological process: protein phosphorylation. The transcript is spliced from 4 exons. The record is from RefSeq and is a predicted model, not a curated record. Gene Ontology annotation, molecular function: ATP binding; protein kinase activity. Gene Ontology annotation, cellular component: cytoplasm; nucleus. The coding region runs from base 239 to 1309 and encodes 356 amino acids. Lineage: Eukaryota; Metazoa; Chordata; Actinopteri; Clupeiformes; Clupeidae.